AUGGCUGGCACGCGAUCUGGUCCCGCGGAUCUAUCGGCGAAUGCGGUUCCGGGUCGCAGUGCAAGAGAAGGCGCAGGCUCGAGGGGAUUGCAGUAUGCGUCGGAGAAGGAGCAUGAAGAUGACGAGGAGGAGAACGAGGAGGACGAGGAGGAGGUAGAAGACGAGGAAGGGGAAGACGAGGAGGGGGACGGGGAGGGGGAGGCGGACGGUGAGGAGGACGAGGAUGAGGACAUGGUGGAGGGGGAGGCAGAUGCGGGGGACGAGGAUGAGGAGGGGGAGGAUGAGGAGGGGGGAGGGGACGGAGGUGAAGGCGAGGAGGGUGAUGAUGGAGAGGAGGAGGAGGAGGUGGAAGGGGACGAUGUCGAGGAGGAAGAAGAGGAGGAAGGUGCGGAGGAACGAAAAGGCGAGCGUGUGGGCGGAGGUGACGAAGAGCAAGAAAUCGAAGACGAAGCAGACGACGAGAAGGAGGUCGAAGAGCCAGAGGAGGAGGAGGUCGAGGAGGAAGUGGAGGAGGAGGAAGAAGAGGAGGAGGUGGAAGACGACGUGGAUGAGGAGGGGGACGAGGGUGCGGCUGGCGCAGGUCGCGCGGGGAGAGAGGGCGGGGCGGACGAGCAGGCAUCUGAAGACAUAGACGAGGACGAAGACGUAGACGGAAAUCAAGACGGAGACGAGGACGAGGAGGAAGGCGGGCGCGGGCGGGAGCACGCGCAAGGCUCGCGUCCGCGGGCUCAGGCGCACCCAGCGCACGGCAAGAAGCUGCUGGUGGCGGGCGUGGCGCGGCGCGGCAACAAGCUCGUGAUUUCCCGCCCGGGCAUCACCAGAGAGGCGGAUCGGCGGGAAGGGGACGCGCAAGGGGCUGGUAUGGCGGUCAAAGGGAGCGGGAGCGGGAGGUCUGGGGAGUAUGGUAGCGGGGAAGAGUCGGGGGAUGGGUCAAGCGGUGACGAGGUGGCGGACGAGUUGGCGGAAGACGAGGACGAGACAGAUCUGGGCGGCGGACUGGGCGCGGUCGCCGUUGGGCGCGCGGUUGGUGGCAGGGCGGACGAGCAGGAGGGGGGAGUUGAUGGGGAGGAGGAAGACGAAGAAGAGGAGGAAGAAGAGGAGGAGGAAGAGGAAGAAGAGGAGGACGAGGAGGAAGAAGAAGAAGAGGAGCUAGAGGGGGAAGGGGUUGCGGACGGAGAGGGAGAAGCAUCAGAAAAUGCGAAGCUUUUGUCUCAAGUGCUAGCAGACGAAGAUGUGGAUGUUGGGGUUGCGGAGGAUGAGGAAGGAGGGGAAUCCGGGGCGGGCGUAGGUGACAGUGACGAGUCGGACGACGAGGAACAGGCACAUGGGGACGGCGAGGCGGCGGAGAUAGCCGCAGAACAAGAGGAGGGAGAUGGAGACGCGGAGGAGGGGGAGGAGGAAGAGGAGGAGGCGGAAGAGGAGGAGGAGGAUGAGGAUGAGGAGGAGGAGGGGCGGGAGGGGGAGAAGGAAGCGGAAGAGGGGGACGAGGAGGAGGACGAGGAGGUGCAAGAGGGCGUACCAUCGCCUCUGAAGGCGGCAGAGCUGGAGCACAUGCCACUCAAGGAGUUACGGCUGUCGUCUCGCUCCCACAGCAAGCGGUCGUCACUGCCACCAAAGAAGUUUCGGUCCGAUGUCAUCAUGCUGCCGCUCUCCCAGUCGCCCACCGCCUCGCCCUCCCCCGCUGCACACCGCAAACUGCUCCUCCUCCCCCCCCGCCCCCCUGCGUCUAAUGACGGGGACGGGGCUGCCGAGCCUGGGCAGCAGGGUCGGCAGCUUCCGUCCGCGCCGCAGGGGUCGAAGCGGAGGCGCGGGGUAAGGCUGGCAGGGGGUGGGAGCAGAGCGCAUGGAGGAGGGGGGAAGGGGAGGCCGGAUGGAGAGGAGGAAGUGAGGGGAGGAGAGAGGAGGGGAGACGGGGAGGCCGAGGGAGAGGAAGAGGCUUUGCUGAUCCCAUCGGAAGUGCCUGCAGCAGCGUACAAGCAUGGGAUGCUUGUGUGGGCGAAGCUGCAGCCGGGACUGCCUUGGUGGCCGGGCCUGGUCCGCAAAGUGCAUGCUCAGACGCAUAAAGACGAGGGGGAGGAGGGGGGGAGAAAGGCGGCCACUGAAGGGGACUCACCUGAGGGUUCUCUGACGGUGGUGCUUGUGGGGGGAAAGGGCGAGGGGUGCGAUGGUGAUGGUGGUAGUGCGGAGGAGGAUGAGGUGGAGGAGACUAGUGAAGGUCUUAUGAAAAGGGAUGGUGAGAGGGCGAAUGUGAAGGAAGAGCGGGAGGAAGGGAAGGGAGAGCAGACUGGCGUAGAGGCGGCAGCAGCAGGAAAACAAGGCAUAGCAACGUUACAGGGGCGCAUUGGCAAGAGGGCCACAAUCUCAAGCGUGCUUGUCCUUCCCUUCGCGCCUGUUCGCACUCAGCUAGGCCAGCAGCGCAUGCCAUGUGUGUCUGGCCUGCGCUCUCUCUUCCGUGCAGCCCUCGCAUGGGCGGACGCACAUGCACAGCAGCACCCCGACACAGACGGAACGAGCCUGGCGGCACUGGUGGGAGCGCCAGGGCCGGCGCGCAGGAGUGGUGGCGCGAGGCUGGGGAACGAGGAGGUGGUGCUGCCGGUGGAAGGGGCACACGGGGCAACGUGGAGGGCGAGGAGACGCGAUGGGAAAGGGGAGUACACAGAGUGUUUCAAGUGCAAUGCACCGCUCUGCACCGCAUCACCGUCCGCGGCCUACCCAUCGGCAGCUGCUGCAGACCCGAAAGCUGUGAAGCGCGAGAGCAGGGAGGGGGGCGGUGGUGGUGCUGCUGGUGAUAACUCUGUCUUGCGCUGUGUGUGGUGCCCUCGUGUGUACCACACUGGCUGUGCUGAUGCGCCCAAGGAGAAGGCAAGGCCCGAAUGGCAGUGCAACAAGUGUAGGGCAGCAGCGGCGGAGAAGCAAGCACGAGCUGCUGUUGCUGCAGCUGGUACGGGUGCAAUGGAGCGGGAUGAGGGGAAGCGGGAAGGGAGAGAGAGGGAUGCGCAUGACAGGGAGAAUGGGAGGGAGUGGGAAAGGCAGGAGCGGAGGGAGCGGGGGGAUGAGGAGAGAGGGAGCGAGCAGGGUGUGAGAGGGAGUAAGAGGGGUUGGCAGCAGCAGCUGCUGCACGGGCAUCCGCUGUCCAAUCCGAGAACGUUCAAGCGUCGCAGGGUGAGCGACCUUCCACACCCCACCUCCUCUCCCCCGCCCGCCUCCCUCGCGGCUGCCCGUCGGGCAGGUGCAGGCCCCGGGCAGGCAGAUCCGGGCGGGCAGAAAUUCCUGGGGAGCACGAGGGAGAGGCGAAAGGCCCCCCGCACGAGCUGGUCCAGUCUGGCGGAGUCUGAUGAUAGUGACCAGGAGGAGAGGCCGGGUGGGGGGAAAGCGGAGGAGGCGGAGCAGCAGGAGGAGGAGGAGGAGGAGGAGGAGUGUGUGCGGUUGGAUGAAGACGAUGGGGGUGGAGAGGAGGACGAGGAGGGAGCAGAGGUAGUGGUGGCUUCAGAUGACAGUGCAGAGGACGGGGGUGCUGUGUGGGGGCGGUCAGGGCUGGAUUUGGAAGUUUCGAGGGACAAGGCGGGGAGGAAGGGGGUCGUGGGCGGGGGGAAGGCGGCUAGUGCAGGGCAGAAGGUGUCAGGGGGAGGCAGGAUGGCGGCGGUGGGCGGUGGGCGGAUGGAGAGGCGGAUUGAGAGCUUGGUGGGGGGGCUGGCGGAUGGGGGGAAGGGCCGGGUUGAUGCAGCGGAGGAUGAGGAGGCGUCGUGGGUGUGUGCGGUGUGUGGCGAUGCAGGGUACCUUCUCUGCUGCGACCUCUGCCCACGCCUCUACCAUCUCUUCUGCCUCACCCCGCCCCUCAAGGUACCCUCCUCACCCCUUCUUUUCCGGCUCCCCUCCGCUUGCCAUGCUUCGGCCUGUUCUUCUCCCUUUUCCCCUCAUCCUUCUUUGUUCCCCUCACAACCCCUUUCCAUCGUAUCUGCGAUUCGGGGCAAGCAGGAGGCUGGUACUGUCAAGAAGGCGGGGGAGGUGGAGGGGAGCGCUGAGGAGGGCAAGGGAGGGGGGAAAGAGGAGAAAAGGCGCCUCCUUACUGGUGCUGCGGAGAAUGUAGAAGGGGCGACAGACAUGGAGGAGCAGGAGGAGGAGGAGGAGGAGGUGGAUGUGGUCACGGUUGGUGUCGCUGAUGGCGAUGCUGGUGCUGGUGCUGGUGCUGAUGUGCAUGCGGCGGAGGUUGCACGGGUGAGAGCUAAAGCAGCAGCGAGUGGGAGUGCUGAAACUGGUGGUGUUGCCAUUGCUGGGCCUGAUGCUGGUUUGGCAGGGUUGGAUUUGAAGAAAGCAGGGAAAGAAGAAGGGGGAAAGGAGGAUGGAGGAGCAGCAGGUGACGGGGGAGAGGGGACGAGUGCACGGACGAGAGGCAAUGCGGGGAGGGGGUUGAAGGGGGAGACAGGGGCGAGAAUGGCUCGUGUUGGGGGCAGUGGUGCUCGUGCCACGUGGAUGGAUGGUCGUGGGGAGAGCCAUGGGAAGGAUGAGAGGGAGAAAGGGGAGGAGAAGGCGGAGAAGGAGGAGGAGAAGGUGGGGAAGGAGAAGGGUGAGAAGGACAUGAGUGAUGAGAAAGUUAAAGUGGAUGCUGGUGGGAAAGAAGGAGGCAAGUCGGGGAGUGGGGCCAAGGAGGGAGGGGAGGGGGAGAAAAAGGCAAAGGAUAUGGAUGGCGAAGAGAAGAGAAAGGAUGAGAAGGGAGGCAAGGAGUUGGCGAAGGCAGGAGAGACAAGCAGCAAGGAUGACGAGAAGGCUUCCGGCAAAGGCAAAGACGGGGACCAGAAGCAGCAAAAGAGCGGCGAGGAGAAGGGGAAAGAGAAGGAGGAGGAGGGAGACGAGGAGGAAGAGGAGGAGGAGGCUGUGGUGGAGUAUCUAGUAAAGUGGGCGGGGAAGGCGCAUGUGCACAACACGUGGCUUUCGGAGGAGCAGGUAGCAGCGCUGAACCAGCGCAAGCUGGACAACUACCGGCAGCGCCACGGGCGCGUGCCACUGUCUCUCAUGGAAGAGCAGUGGAACCACCCUCACCGCAUCAUCGCCCACCGCUUCCUCUCCAGCCCGCGCCUGCCAUCUAAAGCCAAAGGCGGGGGCCGGGCAGGGGCGAGUGCGGCUCGCGGAGGGAAAGGGGCGCAGCAGCAGCUGCAGAGGCAGCAGCGGGAGGUGCUGGUGAAGUGGUGCGGUCUACCAUACGAUGCAUGCACGUGGGAGGACGUGAACAGCCCUGCCAUUGUCACCAACCCCAAGGUCCUCCAAGCCUACGAGACCUUCGAGCGCAUGGCCAGGGCCCCACCCACCCCCUCUGUCCCGCGGAAACCCUCAGCCGUACCCGACCUGAAGGAGCAACCGAGUAACCUGGCAGGGAAGCUGUUCCCGCAUCAGCUAGAGGCCAUCAACUGGCUGCGCCGCUCGUGGGCGCGGCGUCGCAACGUCAUUCUGGCGGACGAGAUGGGGUUGGGGAAGACCAUAUCUGCGGCGUCGUACCUGUCGUGUGUGAAGACAGAGCUCAAGGUGCCCGGGCCGUGCCUCGUGCUCGUGCCGCUGUCCACCAUGCCCAACUGGUCUGCAGAGUUUGCAGUGUGGGCGCCGCACCUGAACCUCGUGGAGUAUCACGGCAGCGCCAAGGCGCGUGGGGUUAUCCGCGACUUUGAGUUCUUCGCUUCAGGAAAUGCAGACGGGGGCGGCGGCGGGGGUGGCGGGGGAAAAGCGAGCGGGGAGAAGUCGCGGGGGGCGGGGGGUGGGAACCGGCGGUACCGGUUCCACGUGAUGCUGACAACGUUUGAGAUGGUUCUGGCCGAUACAUCCGUGCUGCGCACGAUUCCGUGGGAGGUGCUGAUAGUGGACGAGGGGCACCGGCUGAAGAACAACGAGAGCAAGCUGUUCACGUUGCUCAACACCUUCUCCUUCAACCACCGCGUGCUGCUCACCGGCACGCCGCUGCAGAACAACGUGGGCGAGAUGUACAACCUCCUCUCCUUCCUGCACCCCUCGGACUUCCCGUCGCUGUCGGCGUUUAAAGAGAGGUUUGCGGCGAUGGACGCGGCGGGGCAGGUGGCGGAGGUGCAGCGCAUGGUGGCGCCGCACAUGCUGAGGCGCCUCAAGCGCGAGACGAUGAAGCACAUCCCGCCCAAGGAGGAGCGCGUCGUGCCCGUGGAGCUCUCCGUCGUGCAGGCGGAGUACUAUCGGGCGCUGCUGACGAAGAACUACCAGGUGUUGCGCACAGGCAAGGGCGGUCACCAGUCCAUGCUCAACAUCGUCAUGCAGCUGCGCAAGGUGUGCAACCACCCGUACCUGAUCCCAGGCACAGAGCCCGUGGUGGGAAGCAUGGAGUCGCUCCAGGCAGCGCGCGUGGCAGCAUCCGGCAAGCUACAGCUACUAGAUCGCAUGCUGGAGCGCCUGAGAGCGGCGGGGCACCGUGUGCUCAUCUUCUCCCAGAUGACUCGCCUGCUGGACAUUCUCGAGGAGUACCUGGCUGUGAAGUUUGGCCCCAGGACGUAUGAGCGCGUGGAUGGGAGUGUUGGCGUGGCGGAGCGACAAGUGGCCAUUGCAAGGUUUAAUAAGGACAUGUCGCGGUUUGUGUUCCUGCUAUCGACGCGGGCAUGUGGGCUGGGAAUCAACCUGGCGACGGCAGACACGGUCAUUAUCUACGACUCCGACUUCAACCCCCACGCUGACAUCCAGGUGCGCCCUCCCGCUCAUUCCUGCUCAACCGCCCAACCACCCGCUCAAUCGCUUGCCACGGUCGCGGGCUCGGAUGUGGGCAUCGCCCCUCCCCAUACCCCCCCAACCCCUCCCUCUCCUGCCCUUCUCCUCUCCUCACUUCCCCUCGCUGUCUCUCCUCCUCCCUGUCUCCCUUCUCACCUCGCCCCUCAUGCCUCCCCCUUUCCCCUCCACCGCCAGGCUAUGAAUCGAGCGCACCGCAUAGGGCAGUCGAAGCGGCUGCUGGUAUACCGUCUAGUUGUACGCGCGAGCGUGGAAGAGCGCAUCUUACAGCUCGCCAAGCGCAAGCUCCUCCUGGACCACCUCCUCUCCGCCUCCAACCCCGGCGGCGCCGGCGGCGCUGCUGCUGGUGGCGGCGGCAGCAAGUCGGGCAACAGUGGGAACGUGAAGGAUUUGCAGGAUAUUCUGCGGUGGGGGGCACAUGCGCUGUUUGCGGCCGAUGCUCCGGUGGAUGUGGAGGGCGGGGAGGAGGGGGAGAAGGGGGAAGGUGGGGAGGGGAAGGGGAAGGGUGACGGAGCAGGGAAGGAUGGGGUGAAAGAGGGUGGGGAGAAGGAGGAGGGGAAGGAGGAGGAAGGGGAGGGAGGCGAGGGGCAGGUGAGGAGGAGUAGGCGGGUGUUGGGGCAGAGUGGCAAGGAGGAGAAAGCAGGGGAGGAGAAGGGCAAGGAGGGGGACAGCGAUGAGGUGGAAGAAGUGAAGGGAGGAGGGGAUGGGAAACCUGACGCCAGUGCGGCCGCAGCAGAGGCAGUGGCGGCAGCAGGAGGAGGAACGUUUGAUAUUGGAGAGCACAAGAAGGGGCGCAAGGACCGGAGCAGUCUAGGGAACGUGUAUGGUGACACGUGUCACGAGGGCGGGCGGCGCCGACUGCAAUGGGACGAGUCGGCAAUCUCAAGGCUGCUGUGCCGCACAGUGGCCGAGGGGGCGCAUGGGGAGGAGGAGGCCGGGGAACCACUGCUGGGAUCCAUCAAGGCGUGGGCAUUUGAGGAGGCGGAUGAGGAGGUGGAGGAGGAAGCGGGUGAGGAGGAGAGGGUGGUAGAGGUGGAGGGGGAGGAGGGGGGUGAGGAGUCGGUGGCAGCGGGAGCGGCAGCGGGCAAGAAGGGCAAGGGGCACAAGGAGCACAAGGACGAGGAGGACGCGUGUGGCGAGUGGGAGAGGCUGCUCAAGAACCGGUGGGAGCAGAUGCAGGUGGAGACGAGUGCGCUGCUGGGGCGCGGCAAGCGCACGCGGCGGCCAGUGUCGUACAACGAGCAGGGCAUCGUGGCCGCCAUGGCUGCUGCUGACGCCGCUGCACUAGCUGCUGCUGCUGCUGCCUCUAAGGAGGAGCAUGAGGAGGAGGAGGAGCCAGCAAGAGAGCUAUCAGCAGCUGGAAAGGCACAUAGAGAGAAAUGGCUGAAGCUGAGGCAGCGUCAGAAGGAGCGCAUAGCCAACCGAGGCAAGACGCCUCCCCCCAAGCCAAGAACCACCCAUGCCUCUUCCAAACGGCCGCAUCACCCAUCAGCCACUCACACCGCCUCAACCCCCUCCCAUGCGGCCGGCAAGCCAGGCUUAGCUGGUCACGCACACAAGGGAGCAGUGGCAGGAGCAGGAGGAGCAGGGGCAGCUGGCAAGUCUGGCACUGGACCUGCUGCUGCAGGCGCAGCAGCAACAGCAGCAGCAGGAGCAGGAGGAGCAGCGGGAGCAAGCGGAGCGAGUGGGAGUGCAAGUGGGGUGAUGGGCAUGGAUGUCAGGAGGGAGUCUCACAUGGUGGGCAAGGUGCCGGCUGAAUGGUUCUGGAAUCACCCCGGCGCUGCUGGUGCCGGCAAGCCCGGCACAGCCACCACAGGAGGAGCAGCAGCAGGGCAAUGGCGUGCAGGGGGGGCGAGUGGGGCAGGGAACGGCACAGGGCAGGGGGGAGCAGGGGGCAUGGCGCAUGCAGGCAUGGGAAGAGCUGGGGAGAAGUCCGAGCCUCGACUGUUCAGUCCGAACCAGCAUCUUGGGCUCGGGAAGUCAAGCAUGGGUGGAGGUACGGCGGGGGCAGGAGCAGGGACACGGGCAGGAGCAGGGGCAGGAGGGGCGGGUCAAAACUCUUCCACAGGGGGCCCUCAACGUCUGUAUGUCGACUCCUCGUCUCUCUCCUUCCUUCCCCGCCCCCCGGUUCUGCGGAAUUACGGGGGUGAUGCGGCGGGGGCAGGCGUGCCGAAUCCGGCUCUUUCGGCUGCUGCUGCACAUGCAGCAGCAGCAGCAGCGGCGGCGGCGGCUGCAGCAGGCAGUGCGCGCGGAGGCAGCAAUGGGGCGCAUGCAGCAGGGAAAGCCGGUGGAGGAGGUGGAGAGGGUGGUGGGAAUAGUCCCGGUGCUGCUGGUGCACCCGGGGCCAUGGGCAGCAGCACAGCAGCAGGCAUGGCAAGCGCGUCGUCCCCCCAGCAGCAGUCCACUGGCAAGGCGCCUCUCCUCUUCCUCCCCAACUUCCCCAGCUUCCCCUACCCGCACCUGCCGCCCUUCUCCCGCACGCCUGGGCAGCAGUCCACGUCCGUGCAGCCGCCUCCUCUGCCGUCCUUUGCUCACAUGCCCACUCAUGACCAAUCGGGGAUCAUGGGCGGUGUGGGUCCCGGUGGGAAGGGUAUUUGGAUGAAUCCACAGCCGCAGCAACAACAACAACAGCAGCAGUACCAGCAGCAGCAGUACCAGCAGCAGCAGCAGCAGCAGCAGCAGCAGCAGCAGCAGCAACAGCAGCAGCAUGGCGCACAGGUGGCAGGAAAAGGGGGACCGUUGAAGUCCCCCCCUCCUGAGGCAACUCGAGGGUCAGCAGCGGGGAAGGCAGAGGAGCACAGGCAGGCCAAAGGGCAGAAGCUCACAGAUAAGCAGAGUCAAAAAGACACCCCAAAGGAAGGCCAGAGAGGCAAGGAAGGCGAGCAGACAGGGCCGCAACAGCAGCAGCAACAACAACAGCAGGGCAGUGGUGGUACUGCUGGUGACAGCAGCAGCGGCGCAGCAAUCAACGUGGAGAAGCUGAGGUACCAGAACGUGUCGUUCCCCCAGCGCAUAUACACCGUGAUUGGGGUCCCCAUAGGGCCCAGAGAUGCGGAUAUGCGUGCAGCGAAUGGGUUGGGUAAGGCAAGUGCGGAAGAGAGGGACCCGAGGGAACAGCGUGAAGGGGCGGCUGUAGCACGUGACGCAGGUGCUGCUGGGAGGUCGGGUGCAGGGAAGGAAGGGAGACGAGGUGGGGAGGAGCGAAGCGCACAGGCGAAGGGAGGGUACCGGGACUGGCUGGUGGAAGGGACGGAAGCAGCAGCAGCUGCAGCAGGAGAAGCAAGGGAUAAGGACAGACGAGUUAGCGCUGCUGGUGCUGGUGGCGAGAAGGCAGCGCUCGGGAAGGAAGUGGAGCAAGGGAGCAGGGCAGCAGGUGCAGGAAGGCAGUGGGGUGAGGAGGAGCUGGAUGCGUUGUGGAUGGGUGUGAGGUGGUAUGGGCGAGGGCAAUGGAAGGCUAUUCUGAAAGACAGAAAGCUGAAGAUGAGAGAUGGGCGGACAGUGGCGGAGGUAGAGGAGAGGUGGGCUGAAGAAGAGAGGAGGGUUCUGGGGUGGACUGUGGCUGAGCAAGAAAGGAGAGGGGAGAGGGAGAGAGGGAAGAAGCGAGAGGGGAAAGAGUUGGAGGUUGGGGAGGAGGAAGCAGAUGACGUUAUAAUGCUGGGGGCUGAUGAGGUGCAUAGGGAGAGGAGCAGGCGAGGGGGGGGCGUUUCUGGAAAGGGGCGAGAUGUGCAGAGGAGGGAUGGUAAGAGGAAGGUUGGCGAGAUGGAAGUGGAGGGGGGGGACGGCAGGGAGAGUGGGGAGGAUGAAAGGGAGUGUGUGGUAGGGAAGAGGGCACGGGGAGAGGGGCAGGGGGAAGGGAGAGGGGUGAGGUCCAAUGAGGGGGUGGCAGUGAGUGAGGGGGGUUAUGAGAAAGAAAAGGGUGGAGAGAGGAGGAAGGAGAGAGUAGUGGGAUCAGCCGAAUGUGCAGAAAAACAAGAGCAUGGUGGGUUUGGGGGUGCAAGAGAGCAAGUUGCAAGCAAGCAAGAUGCAGGGGGAAAGAGCGGAGUAGGGGACAUGAGUAUUGCUGGUGCUGGUGCUGGUGCUGGCGCCAUUGUUCCUUAUAGCGAGAGCAGGGAGGGCGGGGAGAGGGAGAGAGGGGUAGCAAGCAAGGGGAAGGGUGUAGGUGCGGUCAGGCAGGGUGGAGUGGAAAGGGUGACUAGCAGUGAAGGGGGACUGUACGCCAGGGAUGACAUUGGGAUGAUCGAGGAAGAGGAGGAAGAUGAUGUUCAAGUCAUCCCACCGUUCGGGCCCUCUGCUCCUGGAUCUGCCGCUGCUGCUGGUACUGAUGGUGCUGCUGCAGCUGCUGCUACUGCCACUGCUGCCAGUGACAGGAAAGGCAGGGAGGCACAGGAGGCAGGGAAGGGGGGAUGGGGCACAGAGGAUAGGGCACAGCAGUCCCAGGCACAUGUCUCACGAGGGGUCACUUCACCGCAUGGCACCACUUUGCACUCCUCGUCUCAUCACCUCCUCUCCUCUCCCAAGCUUUCCUCUCCUCUCUCCGUGCCGCAUCACAGCGCCAACCAGACUGCCGGCCCCCUUCUGUCACCUCUUCUGUCCCUUCCUGCUGUGCCCUCGCCCUCACAAACUCCCCUAACACCCUUGGACUCUAAGCAGCAGCAGCAGCAACAGCAGCCUAGCUCUCCCAUGCCCCCAUCUGCCAAGGUAGAGCAUGCAGAUGUGCCAGGGCGGGCAGUGAGCCACGCACCCAUUGCAUCCCUCGCUCCCAAUCUCUUUGGUCCCUCCAAGAUCUCCACACUCAUUACCUCUCCACCAGCCCCCAAGCCCCCCCAUUCAAUGCAACCACCCAGUUCUGCUGCCACUGCCACGCCGACCAUGCCCACCGCUUUCCCUCCCGCUUCCGCUCUAGCCCCACCACUCUCCACCGCAAUCACUUCUCACUCCUCCAGGCCCGCAUCCGGUCCGCUUGCCCCAGUGCCUGCAGGUUACUCCUUCCUCCCUCCUCCCCGCCGCUCCUCUGGCCCUGCGCGUCCCAUCGCCUCAUCUCAGCUCACGGCCAUAUCAGUGGCAUCCAGGCAUCUCGCUGCUGAGUCCACGCCAGUGCUGCCGAGAGCUGCUUAUGUGGCGCCGCUUGAUUGGUCGCCGCGCCCGCUGCCGAGAAUCCGGAAGAUGAAAAAGUUCUGGAAGCUUCAGAGAAGCCGCGCUGCUGCUGGAGCGGCAGCUGUUGUGGCUUCAGGUGAAGCAAGGGGAAAUGGAGUGAGCACUUCAAGGCAGGGAUUGGGUGGGGGGGACCUUAUUCCUGUACAUCCUGCUGGUGCUGAUGCUGCACCAGCAGCAUCUACACCACUGACUGGAUCAGCAAUACCCCCUGCUUAUGCAAAUGUGGCACGUGAUCAACAACAAUGA
Closterium sp. Naga37s-1 is the source of this 12129-nucleotide messenger RNA. The record is from the annotation of a GenBank genome assembly. NCBI's taxonomy places the organism in Eukaryota, Viridiplantae, Streptophyta, Zygnematophyceae, Desmidiales, Closteriaceae.